This is a messenger RNA of Lymnaea stagnalis (great pond snail), 7387 nucleotides long. The record is from the annotation of a GenBank genome assembly. Lineage: Eukaryota; Metazoa; Mollusca; Gastropoda; Lymnaeidae.
AAGAGUUUCAAACGUUGUCAGUGACGCUUAUUGUAACCAUCCAGCCAGUCUCAGGCGAAAGCAAAAUGUAAAAUGAUUUAGAAUAAAACAGUUAAGUAAAAUGAACAUCAAAUAGAGUAACCUACUGUUUGAAUCAUCGUUUUUCAAAGUAUGUUAAUAUACACAAAAUGGCGAGUAGUACAAUUACAAAGGGAAAAGUAAGUACAUAAUAUAUAUAAAUUAAUAAUAAUUUUAUUAAUUAAAUAAUAUAAUUUAUAUAUUCAUUCAAAUUUUAAUAUCUUAAUAAUAAAUAACAUGGUCAAUUAUUGUUGUGUACUGACUGUGAAUUAGUGAUGCUGUGCCUGGCCUGCCAAUAGAUCACUUGCCUAAUUUAAUUACAAAAAUAAAAUUUAUUAAACCUUAUUACUACUUAGUUAUAGUUAUACUUAGUCUUAGUCUUACUUAGUCUACUAAAAAUACACAGCUCAAUCAUUGGUGACUUAUUUGAUAAGACUUAUAAUUAUAACUUAUGUAUAUAAUAAUAAUAUAUUCAAUCACUUCACGUAAAUAUAAUAUAACUAUAUUAUUUUAUUAGCAUAUGCUAUAUGGCACUGUCUGUCAUAUGCCUAAAAAUUAUUAAUUAAUGAUAUUGAUAUACUACAAUAUUUAUAUUAUAUGAUAUACUAUAUUAUAUACAUUAAACUGAUCUUAACUAAAGUUAAAGUAAAAAAGGGGCCAUCCAUAAAUGACAUCAUCGUCUAAGAGGGAUGGGGGGGAGGUCACAUUUAUGGGCUUAAGCAAUAUGAUGUCACAUGAAAAGUGUAAAGAAUUGCACUACAUGAAAAGUGGAAAGAAUUGCACUUAAUAAAUAAACCUAAACUACAUACAUUUUUAACAUUAUUUUUUUUAUACAACAAUAAUUAUUAUUUUAUUAUUUUAUUUUUAAACAUGAUCACAAAGAGAAUCAGUACAUGUAUGAGUGGUCGAAAAAAAUGGCCUCUGAUCAAGUUACAGGCCGAGGAGCAAAUGGGUGUAGUGUGGAGAUGGGAGUCACAGAAUUAGGACUACCAUGUGAAGGGGGAUGGAACAAAAAAAGUGGUUGACCAGGAUGGGGUCAAAAUCCCCCCCCCCCCAACCGGGUAAAUGAAAAUAAUUAAAAAAUUUACUAAUUUAAUUAUCAAAGUUUUAUUUUUUUAAUUAACUUUUUUUAAACAACGGGAAAAAUAGGACUACCAUGUGAAGGGGGAUGGAACAAAAAAAGUGGUUGACCAGGAUGGGGUCAAAACCCCCCCCCCCCCCAACCGUGUAAAUGAAAAUAAUUAAAUAAUUUACUAAUUUAAUUAUCAUAGUUUUAUUUCUUUAAUUAACUUUUUGUAAACAACGGGAAAAAAUUACAAAAACAAGUAAUGCGCAAACAAAAUUCACCAGAAAAACAUUUACUGCUGUUAAAAACAGAUUUUUUUUAAAAAGCAGCAACAACUCGCAAUGUAGCAAGUAGAAUUUUCUGGUCUUCCACACCUCAGGGCUGGGGAGGAACUUUUUACCCCUGGUUAAGAACCACUGUUCUAGUAAAAUGUUUCUGACACAGGUGCAGUAAUUUGAUAUCCAUGGGAGGUGAAUUUCUUAAGGGUUGGUAAAGGGAAGUAGUAGACACAGGGAAUUGUUAUAGGGGGGCGGGGGAGGUGUGCAUAGAUUUGUGACAUUAUAUUUGGGGGAGGGGUCUAACUUUUUGUGACGAUGGGGAUAGUUUGUUAUAGGGUCAAAAAUUAAUUUUCACCCUGCUUUCUCAGUGUGAGAUAUGUGCAAAUAAUUGUACUGUACAGAUUCAAAAGAUACAUUUUUUAACCCUCUUGAGACAGAGCCUUUUUGGACUGUCUGUGCAAAGAAGACACAGCCCUUUUCAUAAGCCCUGCACUUACUUUGCAAAAGAGUAUGAAAAAUAAACUAAUAACUAAAUAUAAAACUAUAUAGUGAAUUGAAUGAACUAAUACAAUCUUUAUGAAUCAAACUGAAAUCUCAACAUUUAUGCACAUGACACAUGAGUUCCUGAUUUGCAUAAUUUAUGCAUGUGACUUUUUUAACACAGAAUAAACAUGUCUUACUUGCAGAAUUAUGUUAAAUUUUAUGUUUGUUGAAGCCUUAUUAAUUCUUAUCAAACAUUUUAAUGAUAUUCAAUGUGGAAAAACUGCAUAAAAUAUUCCCCUGGUGCCGCUUAUGCCUUUUGGCAUAAUUUUAAGGUCAAAUAUUUGUUUAAAGCAUUUAUAGGGGUCGCUAGGUACAAAAAAAAUUGAUAUAAAAUGACAGCACACUGUAAAAUAUAAAUGGUGAGAUGAGCAAGAAAUGCAAGAAAGCAAUCUGAUUAGCUGGUACGAAGACCAGCCAGCCAAUCUCGAGGCUUUUAUUAUUAGGCCCAUGGUUCGGACUUUCGUCUUUCUCGCAUUAACAAUCUUGGGCAAUGGAUCGGCCCAGACAUCUCAAGAGGGUUAAAAGAAGCUAUUUAAAUUUUGAAGCUAUAGUAUUUUCUUCAAUCAAGUGAGGUACUCAUGCUAAUAUAAAUAGAAUAUUAAAAACUGUUCAUUGGCAUCCGUCCACUUGUAUGAGACAAUGAUGUAGCUUUUUUUUUUAUUGACAUCUCUACUAAUAAACUGAUAAUCUCAGUGAGAUUACUUGUAUUAAAUUGAAAAAUAAAAUAAAUACUUGCUAAAUAAUAAUACUUUAAGAGUUUAGUGCAGUUAAGUUACAUUUUAAAUACACUAUUUAAAAACAUGCAGGUUCCAAGUUAUAUGGCUCAUGGCAGACAGAGAGCAAGAGGUAUCAUAAGGUACUGACAUUAGAAAAUUGAUGUAUUCAGAAUUACUGCUUUUAAAAGGCUUUAAACUUAAACUAACUGUGGGCUUGAACCACACAAUAGAAAUUAAAACUAAAUGUAAAAGAGUGUUGAUAAUACUUUACCCAUAUUUCUCUUUUUUUGGUAGUCCAGAUAUUUUUCUGGGAUACACAUAAUGGUAAGAUAAUAGUCUAUGUUCAUAGUUUGACCUGGUCUGCAAUCAGAGGUAUUUAUUUUACUCAAGGUUUCCUCUGGCACACAAAUAGUUGUCCUCUGCGGCCAAGUCUAUUCCAAUUGACUAUUUACUUAUAGAAAAGGGAUGACCCUAAACAAAUUUGAAACUGGUUACUCUUGUUAGAAAGGCAGAUAUUACCACUGUGCCAUGGAGACAUUAGUUUUUCCAUAUGAAUCACUCUUUAGUUUAGAGAACAUACUUAAGAAAUGCAAAGUAAAAAAAUUGAUUUAUUUUAUUUCAUCGUAUGAGGGAGGGUAAAGCAAGAAAUUUAAAAUCAGAGCUAUAAACUAUAAGAUAGGUUACAUACUGAAUGUAUCCAAUCUUUUCCCAGUGACAGAGAAAUAAGGUUUAAAUGUUUUUUUCAAAAUACCAUUCUUGAUGUACUUCGAGCUAGAGCAGGAUGGCAAGAGGCUCAAGGGUGAGUAAUUAGUUUUAAAAAAUAUUUUUUAAGACACAGAAUUUUGGGGUAAAUGAUUUAAAUUUCAUUCAUACUCAAUUCCUUCCCUGUACCAAAUAUAUAAGUAUAAGAAAAAAAGGACAUAUUCAUAUUGGAUGUAUCACCAUUUUAUAAGCUUUACUAUGUGAAUUUUGUUUUAAUAGUGAUGGUGAUUGGGAUUUCUACUGGUGUGAUAGAGAGUGGCUCCAUUCAAAUUAUGAUACAGUUUUCUUACAAGAACAUCAGAAAAUUCUUCACUUCAGAAAUCAUUAUGAGGUAGGAUAAACUUUUACUCUUUAAUUCUUUAAUAAAUCUGUCAGUGUUACAAUACAUUUUGCUUUUGUAAUUACUAUAAAAUGAGCUUUAUUCCCCAUUUUUAAUAAGCAGAUAAAUAUUUUGUGUAAGCAUUUUCAGUUUAAUUUGAGUCUCUUUGAUAGAAGAUAAGUUUGACACUAAAAUGCAUCAAUGAUUUUUUUUGUUUCAGCUGACACGUAAAAACUUGAUGGUAAAAAAUUUGAAGCGCUUCCGCAAACAAAUGGAUAAAGAAUCAAAAAAGAUAGAUGCUCAAGCGUGAGUAAAUAGACAUGCCUUUUCAAGAAGAACUUAGUUCUGUUUAUAUCAUAAAAUGACAUUUAUUGUCACAGUUAAGCAAUAACUUACUAAUCCCUUGUAUAUACCACUAAUUUGAAACUAUACAAAGUAUAUUUUAUUGACCUUGAUGUUUUGUUGAAACAUACAAAUAAAAGAUAGUUACAUUCAAACUAAUUUAAGGAAUUUUUACUUAUAUUUUAUAGGUGGGACUUUUUUCCAUCUACAUUUGAGCUUCCAGUAAGUAAAAAUUGACAUUAAAAAUUCGGCUACUCUAUUUAAGGAAAAAAAAAAAGAGCCUAUAAAUUCUAUAAAUUCGUAUACUUGGGAUUCACAGAUUAUUUUUAAUUAUUAUACGGUGCAUGUAGUUUAAGUUCAUAUUUUUUUUUUCGGUUCUAAUAUUUUAAGAUAAACAGGCAGUAAUAUUGGUGAUAAGGCUUAUAAGUAAAUAUUUUAAUUUAUUCUAAUUUUUUUUUUAAAGUCAGAGUACCACUUAUUUGUUGAAGAAUUCAAACGCUACCCGGGUGCAAUCUGGAUUAUGAAGCCUGCUGCAAAGUCACAAGGCAAAGGCAUUUUCCUCUUUCGUAAACUAAAGGAUAUCACGGAUUGGAAAAAGGUACCUUGAUUUAUUUUUAACUAACAGGACUUCCUAAACUUACAUCAUUGUAAUCUUGCAAUAUUUCCACAAUAAAUUUAGAGUAAGCUACCCAGGAAUUGGUAACAUUGGUGAGAGGGGAAUUCAAACUUUGAAUCACUUGCCUGAAAAAAACACAUCUAACAGAAAGUUUGGCCCAGUAAUGAGAGAUGCAAUGAUGUAUAUAGUCACUAGAUGAGACUGUCGAUCUAGUUUUUUAACCACCAUUAGAGUACAUUCAGGGUUUCCCAACCUUGGAUGCUAUUUUCCCAGGCAAGUGUUAGGUUCAGGGGGUGCAAGGAAAACUGAUUAUAAAUACAUAUUAAUUUGAAAUUGCACCGAUACUUUUGUGAGGGGUGCACGACUUAAUCAAACACUGCAUAUGGGUGUAGACUAUUGAAAAAGUAAGUAACCCCAUCUUUAAAAGUGCUGUUUUUAAAUACCAUGUAUUACUCUGUAUAACAAUCCACAUAAAAUCUGAGCCCCUAAAUUUUUGUUUGAAAAAAAACCCAUAAAAUACGAUCUGUUAAUCUUUUUGCAAAACAUUAUUAAGAAUACAAUACCAGAGUUAACGAAAGAAAUAUUUAUUUUAAAAUAAAAACGUCAAAUCCUUUUAUAAUUAUUAUAUUUCAAAUGAUCUGUGGUCAUACCAUUAAUAAAUAACUCUGCUGUCCUGUCAAGGGCUGUUUCUUACAUGACUUUCUUUAUGCGCAGAUUCAAUGCAUGAUUUGGUUACAAAUGCAUUAGUAUACAUCAUUUAAUGAAAAAUUGCUUACAAGCGCAUACUUUAAGUAGCAUUUUUUACCAUAAAUUUGAUGCACAUAUUUACAUGCAGUAAUAUACAAUCGUUAUAUGUUGUCACAUCCUCAACAAUUUAUUUUUAGGGUGAAUAUCAACCUUUACCAGAUCCUAAUAUUCCAAAGGAUAUUCCAGAAACUUAUGUAGUCCAAAGAUACAUUGACAACCCUUAUCUCAUUGGAGGCCGCAAGUUUGAUAUACGUAUUUAUGUUUUGGUAGUUUCAGUAAGUUAUAAAAAAUACUCAAAUAGGUAAUUAAAAUUAAUCUAUCUGUAAAAGUUCACAAUGUGUAUUAAAAAAAAUGCAUUAAACCUACCAUUGAAUUUUACAGAUUAUUAUUAUUUUUUUUUUAUUAUUGACAAUGCAUUGAAUGAUCAUACAUCAUUGAAAUUUGCUUUCUUAUUUCAGUAUAACCCUUUAAAAGUUUGGCUUUAUCGAGGUGGCUUUGCCAGGUUUUCAAACACACGUUUUUCUCUUGAUUCUAUUGAAGAUACCUGUAUCCUUGCUAACCAAAUGCGUAUUACUAUUGUCCUCUCCAUUUCAAAUCAACAAAAUUUAUCUUGGGAAUCAGAAAUUCUUUUGAUGGAAAGUGUUUAUAACUGAAUGAAAUUAUUUAAUUGAUAUUUAAUUUUUUCUUGUGGAUUUUUCCUUAAUAUAUGUUAGACAUACACCUGACAAAUGUUGCAGUGCAGAAAACAUCACCAGACUAUGACCCUGAAAAAGGCUGCAAGUGGUCAGCUCAACAAUUGCGCAAAUACUUAUUAGCCAAGCAUGGCUUAGAAAAGGUAGACACUUUUGCAGCUUUUUAUUCAUUUACAAUUACAAAAUAGUUUUGUUCAGAUUUAAAUGGACUUCUACAGAUCCAUAAACUUACUGAUUUUUUUCAACAUUAUUUCUUGUUUUUGCAGGUCAAGAAUAUGUUCUUUGCCAUUGAUAAUAUCAUCGUGAAGAGCUUACAAAGUGUCCAGAAAAUCAUCAUCAACGACAAGCAUUGCUUUGAAAUGUAUGGCUAUGAUAUACUUCUAGACAACAAUCUCAAACCGUAAGUUUUGUUUCUUUAAAUACUUUAACCACAUUGCAAGAAACACAUGUUGCAUUCCCCACAAAGCAGUGUGCGGGGUCAUUAUUAGUCUCCAUGAAAUAAUUAUUUUUAAUUUUUUUUUAACUUUGAUAACAAGACAUUUUAUUUGCCACCAGCUAGUGUUUAUAAUAUUCUACAUUUCACAGAUGGUUGAUAGAAAUAAAUGCCUCUCCAUCACUAACUGCCAGUGGCCAGGAAGAUUAUGAUCUGAAAUUUGGAUUACUCAAUGAUGUUCUAAAUGUGUUGGAUUUAGAAAACAGGUCAGUCCAGUCUUAAUACAUUUCUUACAAACACCGUCUUUCCUUACAAACUAAAUUAUUGAUAGUCAUUACUGUAGUGUGGUAAGUAAAUGUGUGCUAUCGACAUUCACAAAAUUAUUUAAAAAAAGCAUAUUUCAAUUUCCUAAGGUUGACUGGCAAAGAGAAACGAAUAGGAGGCUGGGAUCUGAUGUGGGAUGAUGGUCCAGUGUUUUUAGAGGCCAUGGCUCAGGAUACUGGUCUCCCGUCCUGUUUGACCGUCAAUUCAUUUCUGGGUGAGUUAGAAUACAAAACUGUAUGUCAACCUGAUAGUUACAGUGAAUUUUAAGUAAGAAACUCCAUUGGACAUUCAACAAAUUUAUUGGAAGUUAUAUAUUUUUAAAAGAACAAGACAAUUUUCAUGUAAUUAUGCAAUAACAAUUUAUGUUAACUAAAUUCUUAUUCAAUGUAAAUUUUUACAGGCUGUCAAAAUUCCAGGAAAGAACAGCUGAGAGAGAUGUACACACUGGCAGAGACCUAUAAAAGUAGUAUGAACACAAUUAAUGCAUCUUAA